AUGGGGAAAUUAACCAUCACGGUGCACAAAUGCCACGUGCUGCGGUCUCCUGGGCUCGAAACGGUCAAUUGCCGCAUUCGAAUUGUCGUGGAUGGUGUGUAUAAGUUCCACACACGUAGCAAGCUGAACACAUUUAGGCCUACAUUUGAAGAGUCAUUUACAGUGGGCAACACAAAUCGUCUCGCUGUAAUUGAGGUAUUUGCGUACAAUUGUGCUCCAUAUGGUAGUGCUGAAGAUGAACGGCUUCUUGGCUGUUGUCGUCUCUCGAUUGAGGGGUUAGUUCAGGGUGAGAAGCGUACGAGGCAGCAUGUCAUUGUGGCAAAGGACGAUACUGGUAUAAUAGGCACGAUUCAUAUCACACUUAAGGCCGAUAUCCCGGGUGACUCCGAGCCUGUAAUGACCGAAGUUGUAGAGAAAAAAUGCGUGAAGCGACUGACACGUUUUUUCAUUCAGUGUGACAGGAGUCGAUUGGCGGAUGUGGACUUGCUCCUUGCGUCCGUGAAGGGACCGCAUGCGCUGGCAAGCCCACCAAGUACACCAGGACCGGUGUCGAGUUUUGAGAUAACAACGAUGAGGGACAGGCAUGCAACCUUCGAUGAUUUGAUGGAGAAUCUCUGCGCAACGUAUAACUCCCAGGAGCCGCCACUGUACAGGCUCGCUGUUGUAGUUGAGGGCUGCACAGAUCUCGAGCAGCGGACAAUGUAUCUGCCGUCACAGGUGGUAGUGGCUAUUCGUAGCGCUUCUGAGGACUUCGUCACGCCGUUGCGGCCCUUCACCGCUAAUCCUGUGUGGGGCCGACCGACUGGUCUCGUCUAUUUCGACGUCAUAGACCCCAGUAACUUCGUGCUCGACAUUAUGGUGUACUAUAUUUCUCCGACGUCAAAAGAUAGUGAAGUGGGGCGGGCGCAGGUACGUGUUUCCACUCUCACACGUGAUCACUCUUCUGCGCGGCAGGUAUUCAUUUUUAAGCAAAAGGACUACAUGAUGCCACGCAUCACUGGUAUGGUGCAUCUCACCAUGAAGCCGUUCUACUUUGGUUUGGUGCCGAUGAAGGUGGCAGAACACAUUGACGGAUUUUACCAGCGGCUCAACCGAUUUUUUUACCGGUACGAUCGACGUCGCAUUCCACAGAUUGACGCUCUCAUCAACGCCCGUCUGGACCAUCUCGAUGAGUUAAUGAAGGAGUUGGAGAUUCAGUACGGCCGAGAGCCUGGUACCAUUGAGCUAUGGGUGACUAUUCAAGAGCUGCACUCGCUGCAGCUCGAUGCGACAACAAAUCUGGACGAAAAGGACGUUGUUGUUUUGGUGACAAUGGGCGACCAUAUAGUGCGCACAGAGCCAAAGCGAGUGUUGGGGCUCUCGCGAACUGUAAUCAACCAGACCUUCAUCUUUGAUGUCGCACGUGAGACGGACAUGAUUAAAUUUCAGGUGGUACGGUCACGUCAAGAGAACACUGUGUAUGGUCGUGUGGAUUUCACGUGCUUAAAACUGCAUCGUGGAGUGCGCAAUGAUCGUACGCUCUACCUCGUGGGCGCCGCCGGAACGCCCAACGCAUACAUUAGUGGCGUGCUUAGCAUCACACUCUACAGUGAGCAGUUGGGCCAGCCGUUCGCCGUGGACAUUGAGGCAAAGCGCAUGUACGCCGGGCGUCUGUGGCGGUAUGUGCAAUCGCGUGCCCCGGAUAAGCUGCAUCUUGUCAACAUUGCGGUGGACACAGUGUUCGACAUGGAGGGUUUCAUGGGGGACAUUGCGCGGGAGUACGGUGAGGAGGAUGCGACGUACGCUGUAUACGUCACUGUUUUGGGUUGCCGCCAGUUACGCACUAACUUUUGGUUUAGUAUGAAUCCGUACGUAGUUGUACGCAUGGGUAUUGAGCGGUACGAAACACAUGUGGUGAAGAACACCGGAGAGCCGGAUUUCUUUGACUUCUUCGAAUUCUUCGUGGAUAAGCCGAGGGAUGCGCACCUGACUCUCAUUGUAAUGGACCGUUGCGAGCUCGGCACAGACAAGGAGGUGGGACGUGUCGUUAUACCAUUCGACGCGGUGGAGCUGGACGAGCAGUACCACGAGUGGCUGCCACUCACGAACCCUGACGAUGAAAGCAACGGCAUCAUCGGCGUAAGAUUCAUUGUGAAGAAUCUCAAUCUUCGCGAGAUGCUUCAUGGGGAAAAGCAGACAUGCACCUCUUCGCCUUUGCUGGAUCAACAGCAGCAGCAACAAUCAUUACAGCGUGAUAUGUCCACGACGUUGACAGAUCGAGGAAGACGGCCCAACACAUUCCGUGCACGAUUUGACGAGUGGCGCAGUAAACUUGCGCGUGUAACGGCGCAGUUCCAACUGCGUGAACAUGCUUCUAACAACAGCUCCAUCGCGUCGACUGACGCGAGCUCGGUAUUCACAAGUGAGCAGGAUUCCAGCUACCAUGUGCCGAUGAAUCUCAUGGAUGAGGGUAUCCAUACCGUUGAUGAGUUCUUCUCGGUCUCGCGGGGCAGCAAUGUGGGGCACGUACCCACAACACCGUCCCACUCCACCGAGCCGGGGCUGGUCUCUGAUGUGGGGUCACUGUCGCUGACCAGGCCAAGAAUGCAUGGCGGAAAGUGGCUACAUGUGCGGCUGCUGUACUGCGAUGACCUUGAGGAUAGGCGACGGGUCCCACCCGACCCGUACGUGAUGCUUUCCACACUCAACAAGACACAUCAGACCAAAAUGGCGUUUCAAACUAGGACACCACGCUACAAUGAAGAAUUCACGUUCUCCAUCACAGACCCGAGCAAUGACUUUCUUAGCAUCACUGUUAUUACCGAGACACCCUAUGGAAAGAAGUGUUUGGGACACUGCAUUCUUUCCAUGAAAAACGUACAGAGGGGAACACCACGAACGCGGCGAGUAUCACUGGUGGUGGCGCCACAUCGCCCAGUGGCGGCGCAGCGCGGCACCGUCUGUCUCACACUCCUCGGUGAGAACUUUGGCUUGGAUUACAUGCCGUCAGUCGACGCUGAGAACCGCUUCCGCGAGAUGCUGCAGAAAUUACUUGCGAGCCGCGCUCCCGAGGAGCUGCAUCGCAUCGAGUGGUUCAUUGGCGAGUAUUCACACAAGGAGAAUGAGUUGGUCGAGGGUAUAAUGGGAAAACUGGAUUCCACCGGCGACAAUAAGAAAAUGGUAGCGGAGGUCAUAAUCACAGUGAAGAGCGUGACGCAUUUGUACUAUAAUGAUCGCCUCGUAAUCUCCGGAUCCUGUUUUGUUAAGGUCAAAGCUGGUGGUAAGAUGCGCUGCUGCACAAAGUCUGUGAAAGGGGCGAAUGGAUCCUUUAUGAUGCAGGAGGAGUGCCAUUUGAGUGUCUCACAGCCCACAACGGAGAAGUUGCGCGUGGGGGUCUACAUCGAUGCGAAAGGAAAGUAUAAAUGUGGGGAGUGUGAACUUUCGCUAGCAGACUUGCACCAAAGCGUAGCACAGGAGCGAACGCACUUUAUUGUGAAGAAUUGUGGUCUUUCCACGGCAACACCCGUAGGCUACGUCACUAUCUCGUUAUUUAGUAGUAACUUUGGUAGCGUGGUUUCACCGUCAACUGAAGACAACGAUGCUCAGUACACGCGUCUGCGGGACUUUUAUUAUUACCACCGACGUGAGCAACUCCAUGCUGUAGACGUCAAGUUUAGCACCACAUUCAACGUUGAGGCACUUAUCCAAAGACUGACAGAGAAAUAUGGCCCAGAGCCUGGGAAUUAUCGCCUCCGCAUUAAUGUGCUACGUUGUCACUCCCUCGUGGUCAAGUGUGGAUCCCCGUAUUGCAUCAUCAAAGUUGGUCUCAUGCAAUAUAAGACAAGCAUCGUUCAAGGGAAUGGGGAGUACGUCUUUUUAGAGGCUUUUGAUGUUCAGAUCGGCCUACCAGAGAAGGAGGAGGUGCAGCUGCUAGUCAUGAUGGUUGACACGGAAUCCGCUGUGGGUGAGGAAGUAGGAAGGACGGUGCUUCCCAUCAAGAGCAUUGCCCACGGGAAGGAGACACAUUUGAAGCUGCCAUUAGUGUAUAGGGCACAGACACGAUUUGCCUCACUGCAUGGUUCCGUUGAAGUGUCUCUUCUCGCCUACAACUUUGGCGUCGACUCUGAGUAUCAGCGAGGUGGUAUCGAGGAAAACAUUUAUGAACGCAUGGAACGGGAGAUGUCGCGUCAUCAUCCAGAGGAUAUGCACUAUCUACCUACCAUCGUGGCGGAGGCACAGGAACAGGACGAGCAUAUGAAUUACACAACGAGGCAAGAACUACCGCUGCAUUUGGACACAACGGCCGGGCACCCAAUCCGAAUCCUGCUACUGAGCCUUCGAGACUUCCCUGAGAAUGAGGUGUAUAUUAAGAUCAAGAUGAAUGAUAACAAGACAGUCCUUCGGACUGGUAACUUAGGAGGAAAGCGACUCGCUCAUAUUAAUGAGGAGUUCACUAUCGAUACAUCGUAUAGCGUUGAAGAGAUUCUUCUAACGGUAAAGUUGGCAGUGACCAGGUUUCGAAGGUCGUGCGCCCUCUGUUUCUGCGACUUCAUAAUUGCCCAGUGUCCGAAAGGCCGAGUAAUAACGAAAUGGCUUCGCUUAUUUGAUAUGAAGGGAAAGCCCAUGGGACAACUGGGUGUGCAGGUGGAUAUGCCAGCCAUUUUAGGGGGACGUCGUGAGGCACGCGCGAUGCCUCCACCACACGAUGUGGAGAGCGCCACAGAUGAUCUUUCGUCCCUGAUGAUGAAGUACAAUCCGAAGGACUUGCGUCGGCUUGAUGUGAUGAUUGGCCACUCCGAUGACAUACGCACCAUCCACAGUCUCUACCGUCAGCAGUUGGCACCGCAGGUGCAGGCGACGGUCUACUGCGAGGUGCAUCAAACGGAGCUGUUGAACCCCGUGAAGGGUCGUCGCGUGGUGGAGGCGACGGUGAAGGCCGACGUCGUGCACUCUGUGGAGCGCAAACUCGUAUCGCAUGUGUUGUCACCUGCCUCGCAGUCGUCCAAUACAUGUCAUAUCUCGACGGGGAAUCUCAACUACCCUCCGCUGCGCAUCGAUAUCACCACAUGUGAUGCACUGGUCCUCCGUGUGUUUGGUGAUGGCAGCCGCGACGAGGCGGAGGUGUGCCGCGCGGUCCUGUCGCUGCGCGCACUGCUCACGCCGCAGCUGUACGACAUGGGCGAGCCGAUCACUGUGCCGCUUGUGAAGGUGCAGCGGCAACGCAACACGGUACGGGCACAAUUUGCCGGUACAGUCACACUUUCACUCAAAUCUCCCGCGUUUGAGAGUUACCCAGCGAGUGUGCUGCUUUUUGAUUCAUCGCGAAAGGUUAACCGCGACUUUGUGCGCUAUUAUCUGGACCGAGUCUGCUCGCUUCUCAAGCACUAUGACGCAAACUCGCUGACAGAUAUCCAUCAAGUUGUGUACGAAAAGUGUGUCGUGAAGGACACAUGGGCGCAGGAGCUCCCCAAUCUUCUUCUAGCACUAGUGAAGCGGUGGGGGCCAGAGAUAGAACCGUUCUCUGCCCCACCUCCCGUGUAG
Messenger RNA from Trypanosoma grayi, 5520 nucleotides. RefSeq lists its product as hypothetical. Bases 1 to 5520 code for a protein of 1839 amino acids. NCBI's taxonomy places the organism in Eukaryota, Euglenozoa, Kinetoplastea, Trypanosomatida, Trypanosomatidae. The record is from RefSeq and is a predicted model, not a curated record. The transcript has a single exon.